Molecule: messenger RNA, 3384 nt
Organism: Ectocarpus siliculosus
Lineage: Eukaryota; Phaeophyceae; Ectocarpales; Ectocarpaceae
Source: the annotation of a GenBank genome assembly
AUGGCGGCCGUGUGCCUCCAGAGACACGCGAGGGGACGUCCUCAAAGGCGGGUGUUUCGAGAGCUUGUGCGGCCGGCGCUGCACAUCUAUGUCGCGCAAGGGCCGCCACAGAUAUCUCCUUUCGGCAUUGGAGAUCGCCGGGCGAUCCUCUUGUCCCGCUUAAUGGCCAUUCUGGACGCGUACAAUGGCCUCAGGGGUUUAGUGCCCACUCUAUCAAACUUGACCUGCCGCAGCAGAAAGCACCGUCGACGAAACCGUGCCGCAGCAAGCCCGCCACUUUUCGGCAGUGAUGCCGCCAUGACGUCGACCGAUGGCGUCGUCGCUUUGCCUUCGUCAUCUCAUCCAGCCGCCAAAACAGAGGUUGUGGUUCAGAGGGCUAUCGUCAGUGACGAUACCGAGCGGCCUGACCAGGGACCAGAUUCCAGGGAGGGGGAAGAUGCAGCUUCAGCGGAAGCACCAAACAGCGGGAAAUGUACACCCGGCCGCACGCCGAAGGGAGGAGCACAAGAUGCAAGACGGGGCAACAACAGUAGCGAGGCUGCACAAGCUGCCGAGAGGGAGGCGACGAUUGUGCUGUGGGCGUUGAGGGAUGCCGCAGCUCGUGUAGUGCAGGAAGAGAUGCGGUGUUUCGCUCGCAGAAAACGCUGGCUGCUGGUGGGGACUGGGCAGAGGCAGCGGGAACCAGAAGAACACGGGGAUGAAGGGCGUUCGAAGUCUACGGUUGGCGUUGAAUCCCCCACAGGGACGGGCGUGGUUUACCAGCCGGAAGUGGCAGGAGGACUCCCGUGGGCGAUUGCUGCCGGGGUGUCGCCGAUAGCCCCCCCCUCUGCCUCCUUCUCCUCCUCCUCCGCGAGGGGGACGACCGGAAGAACGACGAUGGCAGGGACACCAUCAGCCACCGGCGGAUCCACCGGGAAAACCAUGACGGCAGACACAAGAAGAAGCUCCGUGACAGGGACAACGAUGGGGGAAAACAAAAGCAGAAGUGCGGACGACUCUUGGGCGUCGUCGUCCCCGACCCCGAACCGGUCUAACCACACCGCUUGUUCGACGGUUUCGAGCGCACGGAGCUCUCCGGCGACCCCAAGAACGACGACUGCUGCAGGGACACCAGCCUCCGGCGGAUACACCGGGAGAACCACGACAGCAGGAACAACAGGGAGCAGUUCCGCGACGAGAAGAACGAAGGACAGUGCAUGUGGCGAAAGUCCGGAAACCUAUUCGGUUUUGGUGUCGCCGACCACGAGCCGGUCUCCCCACACCGCUGGCUCGGCCGUUUCGACCCCAUGGAGCUUCCAGCAGUCCGCCAGAACAAGAACGCAAGGCGACAGCACAGGUGACCCUGCGCCGGAACUGGCCUGGACCUGGGAGGAAGAGAGGGGAGAAGGCGAGCCACCUGACGAGAAAAACGCGUGGACAAAUGCGAGACGGACGACUGGCAGGGCUGUACGAUGGCCUAUAUUGCCGUCUGAGGAGCGCAAGAAACGGGAAAACGAAGCGCAUUUGCGAAGGAACAAAUCUCGCUUGGGCGUGACCCUGAGGGGCUUGGCGAACUUAGAGUGCCAGGGUAAUUUCGUGCUGCCGGAGAUAAUCAGGAUGCAGGACAAGGCGGAUAUUCGAACGGGGCCAGGCGCAACAGGAAGCGCAUCAAUCCGAGUGGAAAGCCAAAACGGCCAGAGAGCGGCAGGAGAGGGCAGACAGGAUGCGCCUUACGCAAGCGCAAGUUGGAGCUUGGCCGUGGCGUACAACGUGGGCUCGUGGCGAGGGGGUCUCCGGCAGAGGUACUACUUCGGUCGCUUGGUUCGUUUUCUCGCUCACCGCCGGAGCCGAAAAGCUGCUCUCCGGGAACGCGUGACGGCCCGGAUGGCCAAGAGGCUCCAAGCAUGGGCUACUGUUCUCGCUAAGGAGAAGCGCUCUCUGGUUUGCGAAAUAAAAGCCCGCGCUCCCGCGGAGAUCGUCGGUGCUCACCUACGCUUCCUCUCGAGGACCGGAACGUGGGAGCGCCUGCUGCUCGACCUCAACCAAAUACUUGAAACCGCCGUGUCUCAGCGGGAACAAGCGGUUGGCCUGCUUUCGGAGCAAGUCGCUCUGGAAACGCGCGGUGCGUCUGGGCAAGGCCGAACAACUCACUCGGCGAGAACGUCGACGGCCUCACCCCACCGCUUCCCGAGGGCCCGAGUUGGUUCCUCCCACAACACCCACCAAAGAACGUCUUCCAGACACACCAGCAGCAGACAGGGAGGGUCGCCCGACACGUGGGCUGACGGCAGCUUCCGGGUAGCUCGGGGAGCAUCUUCGGCGGAGGAAUCGGGAAGAAAAGCAGGAGGGUCGCCCGGCCACCCCGCCAUCAGGGAAAAUAUAGCGGGAAGUCGGCACGACAGUCGUAGGGCCAGAUUGACAGCCGAGUCUAGGCGUAGGGUGGGUCUGACGGAAAUUGUGGAUGGGCGGAUCCUACGGUGCUUGCAUCCCUGGAUCGUCACCCUGCUGGCGAGGUCUGCGGUCCAGUUUGUGCCGUCCGUGCCGCACAAGCACAGGGUUGGCUUCCGCAUGGAUGACACUAGGAAGGUGGAGGCGCUUGCGGAGACGCAGCUGACGAGGCGUUACUGGAGGUUGCUGGAAGGCGUGUCGGACGCCGUCUCGCUUGUAGUUGCGGCCAAGAUCGAGGCGGCCACGCUAGCGGCGGAGGCGGGGGAGUGGCUUCUUCUUCUGGGAUUUGCGCACCACCUCGUGUCCAAGGGGCACGUUGGCCUUCCCUGUACUCUUCCCGCGCUGCCUCGGAACAGCAGCAUCAACGGGCCCGCCAGCAGCAUCAAGGUGAAAGAGUCCCUGGACUUGUUCAUCGUCCACGCCGCCUAUGCAUGCGUGCUGCACCCGGGCCCCCUAAGCAAUGCAAUGGUCGCUGCCGGCCUCGGCGGGGGCCUUGGUUGGUGGAACGGUGGAGAUACCGAACAGGCUUGGUGGAGAGCAGUGUGCGGCGGGAAAGAAGCGGCCAAGCGUUUGCGCGACGACGGCUGCGACACGGUAGGAAAGCUCUACACGUACGUCCGAGGCUCAGCAGUCGGGUGCUCUUCCUCGUCCUCCUCCUUGGCGGGAUGCGGUGACGGUGCUGCCCCGAAAAAAGCCAGAUCCCGCACGAAGAAGCUGCGGAGGCUAGUAAACGACGAUGAUCUAGCCACGAAGAUAGCGUCGCUGCUGCGGCGUCUGAUGUCCGCCUUCGAAGAGCUGCGGAAACAACAUCUUUGGCCGACGGUCUCCAAAGCAGCUAUCGACCGCACCAACCGAAGAUUACAGCUUCCUCGCAUGGCCGGCACGGCACCAACCCCAGGUUCAGCCGAAGUAUCCUCUAAGGGUACUCGGACGUCAAGGGAAGGCUUGAUACGUUGA